Phalaenopsis equestris is the source of this 1126-nucleotide messenger RNA. RefSeq lists its product as uncharacterized. The record is from RefSeq and is a predicted model, not a curated record. The coding region runs from base 329 to 1126 and encodes 265 amino acids. The transcript is spliced from 2 exons. NCBI's taxonomy places the organism in Eukaryota, Viridiplantae, Streptophyta, Magnoliopsida, Asparagales, Orchidaceae.
GAACCUCCCGUCUCGCUCGCCGGCGAUAACUGAUUUUCGCUCCCAGAACUGGCCCUCCACUCUAUCGUCAUGCGCCUUCAGAGUCCUGCUUACUUCACCGCCUUAUCGAGCCUGUGCCAAUCCUGGCGUUCUACGAUCUCGUCUUCCUCCAUCACUGCCGACUUCAUCUCCUCCAUUCACGCCCUCAUCCUCUUCCCUGGCUCCACCUCCUCCGCCUCCUCAAGCUAUUACUCCAUCACCGACGACGCCAUUUAUAAUUUUCCCUUGAUCCCCUCCUAUCGAACACUAGCCUUCUUCGACCAAUCAAACGGGUGUUAAGUUGCUCUCGAUGACUCUACUGGAUGAAUCCCUUCCAUCGCUGACCCUCUCUCAGGCCUCCAUGCCGAUUUCCAUUUUCUUAUUAGUCCGUUCUGUUCGUCGACCUUGCCUAAAUCCCAACUUUUUUCUUUUCCGACAUGAAUCUGUCAUGCUCCGUCCCAUCGGCGGCUCCCAUUGGACCUUGCACUACUUCCCCGCUUUCAGCGAUGCCAUAUUUUUUCAAAAUCGGCUCUAUCUCACCCACGCGCCGGAUGACUACCCCAACAUUGGCGGUGUGCGCGUGGUAGAAUACGACUUUCAAACCAAAAACAAGCGUCAGAUCUUCUCGGGCAGAGAUGGGAUGGAGGAGUCAGCAUCAGGACAUCUCUUAAAACAAGAAAUACUCGCGGGUUUAAAGUUGCUGCCGAGGACGGAGAGGGAUUUAGCUAAUAAUGAAGAAACGAAUUGGCCCAGAGGAAGGAAAAGGAUUAUAUUUCUUGGGUGUCAAAGAAGUGAUUUAAGCGUCAGCCGUCUCAAGGGAAGCAUUCGGAAGAAAAACAGAAUUCUCUCAAUCUGGCGUUUUCUCAACUCCGUUCUAAUGGAUUUUAUGUUUAUGUUGAUGAUCAUGAAAGAAAUGAGGUGUCCAAGAUUCAACCUUGUUGGUCUGUUUUCCAUCAAAUCCUCUGAUGGAAGCAAUAAUCUGAUGCUCAUAUUGGCACAUAUUCGGAAGCGUGUGAAGGACCAGCAACAUUCGAAGGACCGACAGCAUUUGAAGGAGCAUCGACUUCAGAAGCAUCAACAGGCAAGGGUUCAGCCUCAACAUAUAUAA